Molecule: messenger RNA, 2047 nt
Organism: Dicrocoelium dendriticum
Lineage: Eukaryota; Metazoa; Platyhelminthes; Trematoda; Plagiorchiida; Dicrocoeliidae
Source: the annotation of a GenBank genome assembly
AGCGUUUCCUAGGUCGCCUAAUUUUUGACCUUGCCUUCUUAGGAGCGGUUUAAGGACGUUUUAUGUCGCUGUUCUUGCUUUGGUCGGGAUGGAGGCUUCUGAUGAAGCAUUAGAAGUCGUCUUUAACGCUUUGGAUACGGAUAACAAGGGAUACAUCACAACAGAUCAGUUCCGAUCAACAUUUCGUGAUUUCUAUUCUUCGUCAGGCACAGGACGAAAGAUUUCAACUUCGCCCUCAGACCUUGAAAGGAUUGUGGAAACAUUAGAUCCCGAAAACGAUGGGAUUAUUCAUUUUGACGACUUCAAAAAGGCCUUUCACGAUAACUUGGAUUUUAAGGAAAACGAAGACUCUGCUGACGCUUCAUUAACUUCGAAAACCUUUGCGUUUUCACCUAACACGGCUACGAAUCAUUCAACUUGCUUUUCUGAUGGAUUGGAAAACAAGACGGACGAUAGUGGCCUUCCAACUCAAGAACACAGCAUUUUGGAUUGCGACAAUGACUCAGCUCUCAGUGUCGACGUACUUCAUCCGGCGCACUUACAACGAAGCGAAAUCCGUCGAAGUUGGCCAAAACACCGGGGAAAUGCGUACGAUGACACAAAUCGGCUCAAUUCACCAGUGAGUGCUUCCAGAUCCGAUCUGAUGGAUGAUGUGGAGUCGAAUUUGGAGAAUAUACACGAACGUAUGCGUCGCAUGGAACAACAAGUGCAAGAUAUCCACAAAAGUCAAACCAGUGAGUCCGGUUCCCGAAUCGAUCGAUUGCGGGAGGAAAAUGCUCAUUUGUCUGCUCAAGUGACCAUCUUAGAAGAACGCCUACGAGAAGCAGAGGCACGCGCGCAACGUGUCGUCGAGGCCGAGCGAAACCUCCUACAAUCAACCAUAUCCAGAACCAAUCGAGAGCACGCUGCAGAAGUGGAGAAUUACAGGGCCCGCAUUAGUGCUUUAGAAGCUGAGUGCAGUGACCUCCGGAUCGAAUCCGCUCGUUGCAAAGUGGCCACCCAGGCAUCGGUCAUGGAUCGACGUAUGAAUUCUGAAGCACUGGUCGAGGCUCUGGAACAAAUUCAGACACUGCAGCAACAGCUGAAGGUCACAGAGAACGCUCAUGUCCAAGAAAUGGAAGUCCUUCGUCGAGAUCGUGAUCAUGCCGUUCAUGUCCUUGAAGAACUCAACAGCUCUAUGGGUGGUAGAAGACGCAGUAGAAUCAACUCCAACACAUCUUUACCAGGUUCCACCAGCUCCGAGGUGAUCGCACGAUACCAUGAAUCUCAAGAGAUUGUCCGACGCCUCAUCAUUGAGAAUAAAGCACUGCGGCAACAGUUGGAAGAUGCACAAGAUCAGCUGUUCGCCAGGUCCUUGGAGGAGGGUCGUAGUUUGGUCGGACCGAGUGAAAAGAGCUGGGCUGCAGAGAUUGACAACCUUACCAAGGAAGAAGUCGUGAACCUUUGGACUAAGGAAAAGCACUACAACGAGCAACUUCGUACCUACAUUGACAGCCUAAUUACUCGAAUCAUUGAACGGCAUCCGUCUCUGUUGGAAAUCGCUGGCCCUGCUACGACUCAGUAAGCCAUGUUACCCUCCAUCACUGUCCAAACUGUGCCACGGUUCUGCGGCGGCCUAAUUUUCAUCCGCACUUACACUCGCUCAAACUCCCGUUGACUUACCAUCCCCCGAUUGGGAAUCCGUUGGUUUUGGCCGGCUCGAGAACCCAGAAUGGCAGGUUGGACACGCACGGGACAAAGUACACAGCUGUGAUACAAGCCCUUUUAACUGUUUGGUUAUUUGUUAAAUCCGUGCGGCUUACAUCUACUCUGAUGCCUCUAUGUAUUGCCUUCCGUCUUCAUGCUCCUACCAUAUUUGCGCGUUGAACAAGGCCCCGUGCAUGUAUUUGCGUAUGUUGACAAGUGUACAGAUUUUUAUUAUUCCUAUUUUUCGGCGAAAACGCUUCGUGGCACUCAGAUCUUUUCUCUAACUUCAGCCGUGAUAUUUGCUAAUUUUUUCGUUUGAGUUUUCGCUUUGAUGAUACUUUAAGAUAACCUACUAUUUUUC